AUGGCUGAGAACGAUAACGAAGUUGUAUAUCUGAGAGUUCAUCUACACUACAAUGGUGUAUUUGUUCGACAUCCUUCUGGAUAUGUUGGUGGGAAUUACUUCCUCUUCACUGAUGUUGAUUGGGCAGGGAUCCGCCCCAUUGUAGAUGAUUUGGAUUUUGCCCAGUUUAUAGAUACCGAGUAUGAAUACGGGGAAAUUUCAGUUUAUGUUGAUCAUAAUGGGAGUGGGUUGGAGGAAUGGUGGGAUGAUGACAUGAAUCUGGUUGUUAGUGAAGAUAAUGUAAGUGGCCUUAAAGAUGAUGGUGUACCUAGAAAUGAAGGAAACACUGUCCCUGAUGAAACCCAUCCCAAUAUAGGUCUUGAAGAUGAAGUAAUUGACAUUGACAAAAUACCUUUGAACAAGACAAGUGGGGAUGAGUUUCUUAGUGAAAGAUCAGUGAAUGGUGGUGUAGGAGGAGUGCAAGGAUCAGUAAAUAGUGGUGCAGGAGGUGUGCAUGGAUCAGUGAAUGGUUGUGCAGGAGGUGUGCAUGGUGGUGAAGGUGGUGGAGUGCAUGGUGUUCGAAAGAAAAAGGUUAAAGCAAGGGACGUAGGGGUUGCUGUUAGAACAAGAAAGCCUUCUGAGAGAAUUUUGAAAACCAAACUUGCAAAAGCAGUGUAUGGGAAAAAUGGUGAAGGCAGCUCAACAACAAAUGCAGUGGAUAUAGAUUAG
This is a messenger RNA of Lactuca virosa, 708 nucleotides long. NCBI's taxonomy places the organism in Eukaryota, Viridiplantae, Streptophyta, Magnoliopsida, Asterales, Asteraceae. The record is from the annotation of a GenBank genome assembly.